GGAUGAAGCUUCUCGCGGCAGGGAUAAUUGUUGUGGCACUCGGUGUCGUGGCGGCCGACGUCGAGUCGGAUGUCAAAACCGCCAAAAUCGUGCCGGACAUCAUAAGCAAAUCCCCGAAUGAAACGAUCGAGAUCAAGUAUGGAAAUAAGGAAGUCAAGUUGGGAAAUGAGAUCACGCCCACCGAAGCUAAAGACAUUCCGGAGAUUCACUACAAGCACGAAGGUGGUGUCCUUUACACCCUCGUUAUGACUGACCCAGACACCCCCGUGAGUGGCCACAACCGCGAGUGGCAACACUGGGUUGUUGGAAACAUUCCCGAAGAUAAAGUCGCCAAAGGAGAAGUUUUGACCGAAUAUGUGGGUCCAGCACCACCAAAAAAAUCUAAUUUCCAUCGCUACGUAUUUCUUCUCUACAAACAAAACCAAGGCGCCAUUACGUACGACGAGAGACGUAUUUCCAACAGGGAUAAAAGAAGAAACCGAUUUUCCGUCAAUAAAUUGGCUGAAAAAUACAAUUUGGAGGGACCGAUCGCUAUUAACUACAUGAGAGCAAAAUUCGACGAUUACGUUCCUAUCGUUCAAAAACAAAUUGGCAUCUACGUUUAA
Molecule: messenger RNA, 605 nt
Organism: Copidosoma floridanum
Lineage: Eukaryota; Metazoa; Arthropoda; Insecta; Hymenoptera; Encyrtidae
Product: protein D1
Source: RefSeq, a predicted model, not a curated record